UGGUUAUGUUAUCUAUUCAUCUCACUUGUUUCAUCUUAAUAUUUUAAAUCAAAGAAGGAUUUUUGAAGACGGAUAUGAUGAAUAUUACUCCUAUGAUGACUGUAUUCUAGACAAAGUUGCAAAUAAUUCCCAAAUAAAGAAUAUUUUGAAAACUGAGGAAUCCAAGACAAUUUCCAAUGGGAUUGAUGAAUCAAUGUUUAAAAGUGUUUUUAUUCAGAUGGAAAAUAUUAUAAAACUUGGUGAAUGCAAUAAACCAAAUAUAAAGCUUCAGACAACCUUUACCCUUACCAGCCUGACUGAUUCAAAUUUUGCUUGGAUUGGUUAUAGUAGACCUUUUCAAUUUGAUCUGGAAUUUCCCCAAUCAAUAGUGGUAAAGGAGGUUUUUUCAUCAUAUGAUAUGAUUUCUCUUAUUGGAGAAGUAGGAGGAUGGACAGGGCUACUGCUAGGAUACAGUGUGUUAGGUUUUGGAUAUGUUAUCAGAGGAAAACUUGGCCAAAAAAUUAGACUUAAGAUAUUCCUUUGUAUUGUUAUUGGACUAUCUGCUGCUAUACUCUACCAACUAACACUCUCAACACAGAAGCUGCAGAGUAGCCUGACAGGAACUAAAAUAGAAUACAUGAAAACAGAUCCUAAUCUUAAUAUUUCAAUAUCAAUCUGUAACACACAGAUUCACUGGCCUAUGGAAAAUAUUUCAGAACUUCAAAAUUUCGACUCAAUAUUUCAAAGAAGUAAAGAAGAUGCUGAAUGGAUUGAAUAUAAAGAUGCCUUGUCAAAAAUAUUUAUAUGGGAAGAAGAACGAUUCUUGGUUUACUUAUGUAAAACAAUGCCUUUCACUGGAGAAGAGUUGAAAAUUGUUCAUAGUCUUUAUUCAGAAGAAGCUAUAUUUCUCCAUGAUCCUGGCUUUAUUACGGGGGAAACUUCUUUGAAGCUUACAGGAGAAAAGCUACAGAAGAGCUCAACUCUUCUUUUAAAUGCUAAACAGAUUCAAAAUAUUGAAGAAGAUAAUGUCUGUUUGAACUUAAUAGAUUAUGAUUCAUGCAGAGAUGAUUAUAUAUCGCAAGAAUUUAACAAUACACACGGAUGCAUCUUGUUUAACAUAAAGAAUCCAGGAAACAAAUUUGAAAAAUGUAUUCUACCAUCAUCAGAUCAGCUAACAGGAAUAUUGACAGUAAUUCAAAUAAAAAGAAUUUUUAAAAAAUCAAAUGCCAUGUAA
Eurytemora carolleeae is the source of this 1213-nucleotide messenger RNA. RefSeq lists its product as uncharacterized. The record is from RefSeq and is a predicted model, not a curated record. Bases 194 to 1213 code for a protein of 339 amino acids. NCBI's taxonomy places the organism in Eukaryota, Metazoa, Arthropoda, Copepoda, Calanoida, Temoridae. The transcript has 4 exons.